AACCUGGGAUCGCAGAGAAGUUUCUCCGUGUUUCGUGGGUAGGGAUUCGGCGGUUUGGGAUUUGGGGGGACAGCAAUGGACGCCCAGAAGGACGUUCAACCUCCAAAGCAGCAGCCAAUGAUAUAUAUCUGUGGAGAAUGUCACACAGAAAAUGAAAUAAAAUCAAGGGAUCCAAUCCGAUGCAGAGAAUGUGGUUACAGAAUAAUGUACAAGAAAAGGACUAAAAGAUUGGUGGUUUUUGAUGCUCGAUGAAACAUGAAAUUCAGAGGAAUAUCUUCAUUUGUAUUUGCUGUUAAUGUUGUAUAGCUUUUGAUUAGUAUACUUUAUGAAUACAACUAUAUACACAUGACUUCAUUUUAAAAAUCAUAUUGUAUUUAGAUAUCUUAUAUAGCUUAUAUAAGAUAGCUUGUAUAAAGAUACUAUUUUUUGUUCAGUGACAUGGUUUGUAAUUUAAUUUUAUCGUGUAUGUAAUCUGACACAAUGAAGGUUAAAAGUGCUCCCUC
This is a messenger RNA of Hippopotamus amphibius kiboko, 503 nucleotides long. RefSeq names its product RNA polymerase II, I and III subunit K (gene POLR2K). Bases 76 to 252 code for a protein of 58 amino acids. The record is from RefSeq and is a predicted model, not a curated record. The transcript has 4 exons. Gene Ontology annotation, molecular function: zinc ion binding; DNA-directed RNA polymerase activity; DNA binding. NCBI's taxonomy places the organism in Eukaryota, Metazoa, Chordata, Mammalia, Artiodactyla, Hippopotamidae. Gene Ontology annotation, biological process: DNA-templated transcription. Gene Ontology annotation, cellular component: RNA polymerase III complex; RNA polymerase I complex; RNA polymerase II, core complex.